This is a messenger RNA of Danio aesculapii, 2644 nucleotides long. RefSeq names its product SHQ1, H/ACA ribonucleoprotein assembly factor (gene shq1). Gene Ontology annotation, biological process: box H/ACA snoRNP assembly. The transcript has 12 exons. Gene Ontology annotation, cellular component: cytoplasm; nucleoplasm. The record is from RefSeq and is a predicted model, not a curated record. Lineage: Eukaryota; Metazoa; Chordata; Actinopteri; Cypriniformes; Danionidae. Bases 108 to 1862 code for a protein of 584 amino acids.
AGAAAGCAGGAAGCAGACAAUCCAUGUGCUGCAUAUGUGUUACUGAUGUUGUUUAGCGCAUUCAAGUGUUCACAGAAAACGCGUGAAGUACUUCACAGUGUAUAAUCAUGAUAACGCCGGCAUUUGAACUCAGUCAAGAUGCAGAUUUCCUCAUUGUAGUUAUCCGUGUACCCUACACCAGAACAUCAGAUUUCGACAUCUACAUCCAAGGAGAGGAUUUUAAGUUCUAUGCCAAGCCCUACUUUCUGAGGUUGACUCUGCCUGGGAGAAUAGUAGAAGAUGGACGGGAAAAAGCUUCAUUCGAUAUCGAUAAAGGUUUAUUCACACUGCACGUCCCCAAAGAGACAGCCGGACAGCACUUUGAGGGUUUGGAAAUGCUCACCAGUCUCCUGGCUCCUAAAGGAUCCAGAUCUGCCAAACCGUUGGUGGAGGACUCAGAGGCCUGUGGUGAAGGAUGCGAGGACGAAGAUGAAGAGGAAGAGUUUGACUGGCAGAUCGAACAGGAGGUUUACACCGAAGCCCCAGCGGACACACUGAAGGAAUUCCACAAGUACGGCUUUGGAAAUCUUAGGUCUGGAGUCUUCACUAGACUGCAAGAGGAGCUGAAUGAGGUGAUUGACAUGAAGGAUCCAGACAACACCAAUGCUGAACUUACAAGACGCAAUCGACUAGACACAGAGGCUGCAGUAUUUUGUGCUGACCAUUACUUGGUAAACUUGUAUGAGGACAAGGAGGAGAUCAGAAACCUGCUGAAGUUUAAACCAUGGUGGAGAAAACUAAACCCGGAUCCUUCAGCAGGCUACGACAUCUCUAUGACUUUCACAGAUGAGGAAAGGGAGCAGAUGAGGAGGUUCACAAACCGCUCGUACUUGCUGGAUAAGAAAGCACGCUUUCAUGUCUGGUUGGGUUUGGUGGACAUCAUCUUGGCGUACGUCUAUGAUGUGCGCACCACAGAAGGAGAGCACAAUGUAGAGUCAGCGUGGACCAUCAGGAAGCUCAGUGGGACUCUCAGCUGGCUGGAGACGUAUCACUCAGUGCAAGACGUGCUGGUGUCUUUCGGCAGGAGAACUUUGUGUUACCCGCUCUAUCGUCACUUUUCCCUGGUCACAUUAGCGGUGAAAGACGCAGCAUGCAUUUUUCAGGCUGGUAAGGCAUGCAUCCUGAAAUGUCUGCUGGCCAUCCAUAAGAUCUUCCGAGAGAACGAUCCGGCCUAUAUCCUCAAUGACCUCUACAUCACAGACUACUGCAUCUGGAUCCAGAGGGUCAAAUCCAAGCAUGUGCUCGCACUAGCCGAACCCUUAAAUAAUGCCACACUCCAGAAGAACCAUCUAGACCUGGAGCUGGAGAUAAUUGAACAAGCUGCAGAACUGGCAGUGAAGGAGGAAGAAGAAAAAGACACAGAGAGCGACACAGAUGACUCCUCAAGCAGCAGUAGUGACUCCGAUGAUGAAGACGACAGCGAUGAAGAGCAAACCGAAAAAGCUGAAGAAAAUAAGCAAGUAGCAUUCAAGGCUCAUGCAGAAGCUGUGACUGAAGCUUCUAGUGUGGAGCUCCAGCGUGGCGGCGGACGAUUGAUUGAGGAGCUGGGAAAGAGGCUGGAGGAGGAGCUGACGAUUGAGGAGGACGUGCCUCAGGAAAAACGCUCUGUUAGUGAGGGAGAGGGAGAGAGAAGGAGAGAGCAUUACCAUCCGCAUGCAGCUGAGAGCGAGAGAGACGCCACCAAAGCAGCAACCGGUAAAGAGCUGCUCGAUCUGUGCCUUCAGAGGAAACCAUUGCGGAUCCUAAACACUGAGGAACUAGACAGUGAUGAUGAUGAUGAAGAUGCAGACCUACGGAUUACUGUGGUGGAUGAAAGGCGAUAGCAAGGACAUAAUUGCUUUACGGAUAUAUCCUUACAUCUACAGAAGAGCUUUUUCAUGGAUUUAUUGUUAUGGAUUGUGACGGUUUUAUUGAUGGUGUAGUCAUAAUUGCUUGUUUGACAGAGUGUGUUCGCUAUUACAUUUUACUGUAAUUCUGUGUAGUUUUCCAUUAAAUUUGUUUUGCAUUUCUUAAUGUUCAAUGAGUUUCAUUUAGUUUUUGUAGAUGAGAAUAGGGCUGUGGGAUUUGGGAGAAAAUAUCUAAUUGUGAUUAUGAAUUUUUCUUUUAACAGAUAUUCCGAUUUCGAUUUGAUUUGCGAUUUAAUUUUGUCGUCACGCUCAAUAUUCUGUAUCGUAGCUUCUUACUGCUAAAAUGCAGCGAGUGUUAGUUAAUAAAAGGAACUGAAAAGAUAUCAACUUACCUAAACAUUUAUUCAAAUUUGUUUAUAAAUAUUCUGAAAUUUACAGUAGUGAGUUCUGGCGUGCGUUAUCUCCUGGUGCCAUCGUGAUGUUUAUCAUAUGGUGUAACAGCUGCAAACGACUCUGAAAUUGUACUUUGCUGUUGCUAGCUACUAGAUUGAGCAUCAUUGGCAAUACUUUUAGUUGACUUUUUAGCAAGACGCUCCUCAUAUAGCCGCCUGUGGUGCUUUUUUAGGUGCUGGUUGUUGUAUCUGCGACAGCUCUUACAAAUUACCUGUUUUUGUUUGGUGUCUGUGAUUUUGAAACCAAAAUAUUCGCAUAUUACCACCAUUUUUUAUAUAUUAUAUUAAAAAAUGUAUUAUAUUAAA